This is a messenger RNA of Falco peregrinus (peregrine falcon), 1372 nucleotides long. It is a transcript of the gene GDPGP1, whose product is annotated as GDP-D-glucose phosphorylase 1. Gene Ontology annotation, molecular function: GDP-D-glucose phosphorylase activity. Lineage: Eukaryota; Metazoa; Chordata; Aves; Falconiformes; Falconidae. Gene Ontology annotation, cellular component: cytoplasm. Gene Ontology annotation, biological process: glucose metabolic process. The coding region runs from base 89 to 1174 and encodes 361 amino acids. The transcript has a single exon. The record is from RefSeq and is a predicted model, not a curated record.
CGUUCCCUUGGCAGCGCCCCGGGGCGGGGCGUUGUAGCCACGCCCCCUCCCGCCGCGGCCGCGUCCCCCGCCGGCGCUCGUAGCCGGCAUGGCGGCGGCGCGCGAGGAGGAAGCGGGCGAACUCGGCCCCCGGGACUUUGUCUAUGGGGAAAAGGACUUCGUCCCGCAGGCUGCUGGCUGGGACACCGAGCCGGGCUCCGCGCCGUCCCGCUUCGACCGGGCGCUGCUGGAGGGUUGGAACGACAGGAUGGAGCGCGGUUUGUUCCGGUACCGGCUGGGGCCGCUGCCCACCCGCGUCUUGCCCGGCCCCAUGCGCCUGGUGGCCCAGCUCAACGUCCAGCGCGGCACCGAGCGUCGCCCGCCGCAGGCCGUCCGCAGCCUCCGGCAGCCCUUCGACCCCCAGGCCUUCAACUUCACCCGGAUCCGCCCUGGCGAGGUGCUGCUCCGGCUGCGCAGGGCGGGGGGCGGCCCCGCGGCCCCCGACCAGCUCCUGGUGGCCAUUAACGUUAGCCCGCUGGAGCGGGGCCACGUCCUGCUGCUGCCCGAGCCGGCGCGGGGGCUGCCGCAGGCCCUGACGGCGCCGCUGCUGCGCGGCGGGCUGGAGGCGGCCCUGCUCAGCGCCCACCCGGGGUUCCGCGUCGGCUUCAACGGCCUGGGGGGCUGCGCCUCCGUCAACCACCUGCACCUGCACGCCUUCUACCUGGGCUGCCCGCUGCUGGUGGAGUCGGCGCCCGCCCGGCCCCUCGGCCCGCCCGGCGGCCUCAGCCUCCUGCCGGGCGUCCCGGCGCCCGCCUUCCUCUUCUAUGCCGCCGGCCCCGCCGGCCUGGAGGCGCUGGCCCGGGACGUCUGCCGGGCGGCGGAGCACCUGACGGACACCGGCCUGGCCUACAACGUCUUGGCCACGCGAGGAGAUCCCCCGGCGGGGCCGGGGGCGGGCGGCGAGCGGGGGCUGCGGGUGCUGCUGUGGGCGCGCAAGCCCAGCUUCGGCGCCAAGGCGGGGGCGGCCUUCAACGUGGCGCUGUGCGAGCUGGCAGGCUACCUGCCGCUGCCGGCCGCGCCGCUCUACCAGGACAUCACCGAGGCGCAGGCCCUGUGCGCCAUCCGCCAGCACCUCCUCCCGGAGCCGCAGCUGCUGCGCCUCGGCCAGGACCUGGCGCGGCUGCUGGCGAGCUGAGCGCCACCGGGGCCUGGCGCGGCGGACCUCCGCGCUGUUCGCUUGGGGGCGCUGCGCAGCGACGGGGCCGCUCUAGCCAGCGGAGCCGGGGUCUCUAUGGCCCGCGGGGCGGUAGCGAGGCUGCCCUCGUGUGUGCCCCGCUCGUCGCCAUGGGAACGGGGCCGUCCGCCCCAGAGCGAUGGAGGCUGGCGGCGGGGG